Drosophila grimshawi is the source of this 5879-nucleotide messenger RNA. Its product is annotated as roundabout homolog 2. NCBI's taxonomy places the organism in Eukaryota, Metazoa, Arthropoda, Insecta, Diptera, Drosophilidae. Gene Ontology annotation, biological process: cell-cell adhesion. The record is from RefSeq and is a predicted model, not a curated record. Gene Ontology annotation, molecular function: protein binding. The coding region runs from base 127 to 4545 and encodes 1472 amino acids. The transcript has 14 exons.
UUAAAAAUUGAGAAUAAAAAUAAAAAUCAAAGCGAGUUCAGCCAGCGACGACGACAGAAAAGAAACAAUCCAAAUGUCGCUGCAACGUUGCAGCUAAAAUUAGAGAAAACCGACAUCAGCCCAAAGAUGCGUCACUCACCUCCAUUGUCAGUUUGUGCGUGGCUGCCACUGUUGAUGCCACUGCUGCUGCCUCUACUAGCUGGAUUUAAUGGAUUAACACAAGUUGCAGCGCUCAAGGGUGAAAAUCCACACAUCAUUGAGCAUCCCAUGGAUACGACUGUGCCCAAAAAUGAUCCAUUCACAUUCAAUUGCAAAGCCGAAGGCAGUCCAACGCCAACCAUCCAGUGGUUCAAGGAUGGACGCGAACUGAAAGCGGAUGUUGGCUCGCAUCGCAUAAUGUUGCCCGCGGGUGGUUUAUUCUUUCUCAAGGUCAUACACUCGCGACGGGAGAGCGAUGCGGGCACUUAUUGGUGCCAGGCCAAGAACGAGUUCGGCGUUGCACGUUCCAGAAAUGCAACAUUGCAAGUCGCAUUUUUGCGCGAUGAAUUUCGACUGGAACCGCAAAACACUCGAGUGGCUCAGGGCGAGGUGGCGCUGAUGGAAUGCGGUGCACCACGCGGCUCACCCGAGCCGCAAAUCUCGUGGCGCAAGAACGGACAGACACUGAACCUGAGUGGUGGCAGUGGCAGCAAUAAGCGCAUUCGCAUUGUCGAUGGCGGCAAUCUGGCCAUCCAGGAUGCCCGUCAAUCCGAUGAUGGACGCUACCAGUGUGUGGUCAAGAAUGUUGUUGGCACCCGUGAAUCGGCCACCGCUUUUCUCAAAGUGCACGUGCGUCCGUUUCUCAUUCGUGGGCCGCAGAAUCAGACGGCUGUCGUUGGCAGUUCGGUGGUCUUUCAAUGUCGCAUCGGCGGUGAUCCUCUGCCGGAUGUCCUGUGGCGACGCACUGCCUCCGGCGGCAAUAUGCCAUUACGUCGUGUGCACAUACUUGAAGACCGUAGUCUGAAGCUGGACGACGUCACGCUCGAGGACAUGGGCGAAUACAGUUGUGAGGCGGACAAUGCUGUCGGCUCAAUUACAGCCACCGGCAUUCUAACCGUGCACGCACCACCCAAAUUCCUGACACGCCCCAAAAAUCAGCUUGUUGAGAUCGGCGAUGAAGUGCUCUUUGAGUGCCAGGCGAGCGGUCAUCCGCGACCCACUCUCUACUGGUCUGUGGAGGGGAACAGUUCGCUGCUGUUGCCUGGCUAUCGAGAUGGUCGACUGGAGGUGACCCUUACGCCCGAGGGUCGUUCGGUGCUCUCGAUUGCGCGCUUUGCUCGUGAGGAUUCCGGAAAGGUGGUUGUUUGCAAUGCUUUGAAUGCCGUCGGCAGCGUCAGCAGCCGCACUGUGGUCAAUGUGGAUACACAAUUUGAGUUGCCACCGCCGAUAAUCGAACAGGGUCCCGUCAAUCAGACGCUGCCAGUGAAAUCGAUUGUGGUGCUACCGUGCCGCACUCUUGGCACACCGGUGCCUCAAAUCUCUUGGUAUUUGAAUGGCAUACCCAUCGAUGUGCAGGAGCAUGAACGAAGGAAUCUCUCCGAUGCCGGCACAUUGACGAUUUCCGAUCUGCAGCGGCACGAGGACGAGGGCCUUUAUACGUGUGUCGCCAGCAAUCGCAAUGGCAAGUCUUCGUGGAGCGGCUAUCUGCGUCUGGACACGCCCACCAAUCCGAACAUUAAGUUCUAUCGCGCUGCCGAGCUGUCCACGUAUCCGGGCCCGCCCGGCAAGCCGCAGCUGGUGGAAAAGGGCGACGACUCGGUCACUCUCAGCUGGACGCGCAGCAACAAAGUGGGCGCCUCCAGUCUAGUCGGCUAUGUCGUCGAGAUGUUUGGCAAGAACGAGACAGAUGGCUGGGUAGCCGUCGGCACACGCAUACAGAAUACAACAUACACCCAGGCGGGUCUUGUGGCUGGCGUCAACUAUUUCUUCCUGAUACGAGCGGAGAACUCACACGGUCUCUCCUUGCCGAGUCCCAUGUCGGAACCCAUUGCUGUGGGCACGCGCUACUUCAAUAGUGGCUUGGAUUUGAGUGAGGCACGCGCCAGUCUGCUGUCUGGCGAUGUUGUGGAGCUAACCAAUGCCAGCGUUGUGGACUCCACCAGCAUGAAGCUCACUUGGCAGAUCAUCAAUGGCAAAUACGUCGAGGGCUUCUACAUUUAUGCACGCCAGUUACCAAAUCCAAUAACAAACAUGGCAACAGCCUAUAUCAAUCCGCAGUUGGACUCCAUAGCAGCAUCGGAUGCUGCUGCCGCUGCCUCCGUUUCUGCCUCGGCGUCCGCAUUGAUUUCGACUAAACCAAAUAUUGCCGCUGCCGGCAAACGUGAUGCAAUGGAUUCCCAGCAGCAGCAGCAGCAGAGCCUGGCCCAAAUCCAGUCGUCGUACAGCAACAAAUAUCGCAUGCUGACGAUACUGAAUGGUGGAGGCGCCUCGUCCUGUACGCUGACAGGACUAUUUCAGUAUACGCUCUAUGAAUUUUUCAUUGUGCCAUUUUACAAAUCCGUCGAGGGCAAACCUUCAAAUUCGCGCCUGGCGCGCACCCUUGAAGAUGUGCCCAAUGAUGCACCAUUUGGCAUGGAGGCUAUACUGCUAAAUGCCUCGGCGGUGUUCUUGAAAUGGAAGGCACCCGAACUGAAGGAAGAACAUGGUGUUUUGCUGUACUAUCAUGUAAUUGUGCGUGGCAUCGACACUGCUCACAAUUUCUCGCGUAUUUUGACCAAUGUGACAAUUGAUGCUGCUUCACCCACACUGGUGUUGGCCAAUCUCACGGAGGGUGUCAUGUAUACGGUGGGCGUGGCAGCAGGCAAUAAUGCUGGCAUUGGACCUUACUGUGUGCCGGCCACACUGCGUCUGGAUCCAAUUACCAAGCGACUCGAUCCGUUUAUCAAUCAGCGCUAUCCCAUCAAUCAGGAUCACGUGAACGACGUGCUGACACAGCCCUGGUUCAUAAUACUCCUGGGCGCCAUAUUGGCCAUCAUGAUGUUAUCCUUUGGCGCGAUGGUCUUUGUGAAACGCAAACACAUGAUGAUGAAGCAGUCCGCGCUGAACACCAUGCGAGGCAAUCACACGAGCGACGUGCUGAAAAUGCCGAGUCUAUCGACGCGCAAUGGCAACGGCUACUGGCUGGAUGCCUCCACUGGCGGCAUGGUGUGGCGCACCUCGCCCAGCGGCGACACCCUCGACAUGCAGAAGGAUCACAUUGCCGACUAUGCCCCAGUCUGCGGUGCAACUGGCAGCGUUAACGGUGCCACUGGCAGCGGCAGCAACGGCAACGGCAGCGGCGGCGGCGGCAUCGAUGAUAUUCAUGGACACGCCAGCGAACGCAAUCAUCAGCGCUAUGUGGGCGAAUACUCCAAUAUACCGACAGACUAUGCCGAGGUCUCCAGCUUUGGCAAGGCACCCAGCGAAUAUGGACGUCAGGGCAAUGCCUCACCCGCCCCCUAUGCCACCUCAGCCAUACUCAAUACCGGUCAGCAACAUCAGCAGCAGCAACAGCAACAGCAGCAGCAGCAGCAGCACCAACAGCAACAUCCACAGCCACGUUAUCAGCAGCGACCAGGUCCAGUUGCGUUGCCUGGUUCUUAUGGCGUACAGCGUCCCAUGCAUCCGCAUUACCAACAGCAACAGCAGCAACACCAGCAGAAGCAGCAGCAACAACAGCAGCCGCAUUCCAGCGCCAACAUCUAUCAGCAAAUGUCCAGCAAUGGCGAGAUCUAUCCGAGUAACACAGCCGGAUCACGUUCGGUUUACUCCGAUCAGUAUUAUUAUCCCAAGGAUAAGCACAUGCAUAUGCACAUCACUGAGAAUAAGUUGAGUAAUUGUCAUACUUAUGAGGCGGCGCCGGGUGGACAUGUGCAGCAGCAGCAGGUGGCAACACCGGGCGGCAGCGCAGCCCAAUUUGCCAGCGUGCGACGUCAACAGUUGCCACACGGUUGCAGCAUUGGACGGGACAGUGCUCGCUUCAAGGUGCUCAACGCGAGUCCGACUCAAAAUCAAAUGGAUCAAACGCUCGCAAAGAGUACCCAUCAUCAUCAGCAGAAUCUGCUCGACUUGGAUGGCUCCUCAUUCUGUUACAAUGGCUUAGCGGAUUCGGGCUGCGGCGGUUCACCGUCCCCAAUGGCCAUGCUGAUGUCACAUGAGGAUGAUCAGGCGCUUUAUCACACGGCCGAUGGAGAUGUGGAUGAUAUGGAGCGUUUGUAUGUGAAGGUCGAUGAUCAGCAGCAGCCAUUGCAACAGCAGCAACAGUUGCUGCCAUUGGUGCCGCACGCGCAACAACAACAGCAACAACAACAACAGCAGCAGCAGCAUCAGCAGCAAGUGCAAUCACUGGAGCCGCAAUCUUGGCGUGGUCAGAGCACACGAUCUGGACGCAAGGUGCACAUUGAGGAACCGCUGGCCAAGGAGGCCACGGAGCUCAUCUAUGCGCCCGGCAGCGUGGCCAGCGAGCGCAGUUUGUUGAGCAACUCCGGCAGCGGCAGCAGCAGUCAGCAGCCCUGCCACAAUGUCUGACCCCUGGCCUCAACGGCCACCCAGCUGAGUCAGCAGGAGCAGGCGAAGGAGCAGGAGCAGCUCUAUGCCAGGGAGGUGCGCGAGUUGCUCGCUUGGUGCGAACGCUUCAACAAUGGCGGCGCAGAGAACUUCGAGUAAGCGAUUGAGGAGCUGGGCAUUAUUUAUAUAUUUUUUUAUUAUUUAGGGUUGACAGUGCCUCAGAGCAGAGUUCGUACGUAUCAGUUAUGAAAGCAAUAGCAUAAAACGUGAGAUGAGAAAUUGAAGACAGUUAAUAAUGCAUCAAGUAUGCAGUAAAAGCAUUAAAGCUACAAACUUCAAAGACACUUCAAGGCAUUAUAUGGAUAUAAUAAUUUGAGGGGUGAAACUUCGAGCUUUAAGUACGCUUAAAGCUCCCUUAAAGCUUGCAAGUGCUUUAAGCACUAAACACGUCUUAUUAAAGCUUGUUGUAUGUCUCAAAAUUCAAAUCGCUAUCAGCUUUUUUCUAUCUUUCGUUAAGUGUAUGCAUAUCUCUCUGGUAGAAGGAGUAUAUCGCCAAGUCUGCAACUCUGCAACUCUGUGCUAACUUACAGAUAUGUGUGAACUCAAUUUUGGUGCAAUGCUCCACUGCAAAACAUGUUUAGUAGAUGCAUUUUGUGACUUAUAUUAUAACUUAAUUACAUGAAUAUUGUAUAAUGCCCAUGCCGAGUGCAUUUUGUCACUAAUGCUGUGACCAAGACUGAGAGCAUUUGUGAGUUAAGCUGAUUAUUUAGAAAGUAAGCGAGAAAUGCUUGGUUGCAUUUGCUCUUGCUGGUUUCGUUCUUAAACUACUCAUCUACAAAAUAAAUAAAACAAAUGUGCCAGUCCUGGCUGCGAUUGCCUCUAUGCUAGUGAUAGACUUACUACCCAAAAGCGCGCUAAAUGUCUUUGUCUCACUUACCCCCUCUCCUACUCCCUCUCCAUCUCUAUCACUCACUCACAUAAUGCUUUAUCCUGGAGUUUAGGCAUAGUUUAGAUUUAGAUAAUCAUUGUACAUGUUAAAGAAACGUAUGAUAAGUUCCUCCAAGUAUGCGGGCAGCUGAAGCCAGCGCUUAAAGUUAUAUUAAAUGGCUGGUUAUAUUGUUACUUAACAGCUUAAUUAAUAAUUGUAAUCGUAAAUUAUGUGAACUUAAAUGUCUAGUUGGAUAAGUGUAAAUAAUUUAUUAAGCUAGCCAUAUACGAGAAUUUCAAUUGAACAUGUAUUUAAAUAUGCAAAUAAUGUGUAGAGCUACGAUUAACAUGUGAAUCAAAUUGUGCAUAUAGUAAUUAAAAUCGUAUAAUUAAAGCAGAGCCCAUUAUUUAGUUGUUAUACACACAUA